AUGGAGGAUGCGUAUGAUUACGAUAAUACAGACGUGUACGAACAAGAUCCCAUGAACACAGCCUUGACAAGAAUUUAUGAAAAACCCAUGGGGCCAAAUGGAGAACCAUUGGAGCAUGAACCGUUGGUUAGGGAAAGUCGUUUCAUGACCCGUAUGAUUGAUCGAUAUAUUAUAUUCAUGAACGACGUCAAGUUGACUUGA
Molecule: messenger RNA, 201 nt
Organism: Prunus armeniaca (apricot)
Lineage: Eukaryota; Viridiplantae; Streptophyta; Magnoliopsida; Rosales; Rosaceae
Source: the annotation of a GenBank genome assembly